This is a messenger RNA of Cinara cedri, 6038 nucleotides long. The record is from the annotation of a GenBank genome assembly. Lineage: Eukaryota; Metazoa; Arthropoda; Insecta; Hemiptera; Aphididae.
AUCAGAUUCGGGCAUUCGGCCGAUCUGGGCGUCUUUGAUGCGUUCUGAAUUUGAACCAUUUGAGGUACCUAAUACUUAUACCCUCCACUCUGGAGUUCCCAUCUCGUAUUGACCGACUACUAAGUUACUGACAAUUCAACAUUAGCUGCGCUUGCGGUCUACGGGUAAGUACCGCGGAGUUUUUUUUGACAAUGUCGACCAAUCGAUUUAUGCAUCCAAGAAAUAUAUACCGGACGCGGCCCGAUUUUAAACAGAUGGCUGAAGAAUAUCCAGAAUUCAUGAAAUAUGCGACCACUGUAAAUAUACACUCAGUGACUUUGUAAAUAUACUCAUGUUUAUGGGCCAGUAACGGGACGUUUGUUUUACAGGGCUUGAAUGGAAAAAUCACAUUUGACUUUAAAAACCCGGACGGUCUAAGACUGCUGACUACUAUAUUGUUGAAGAAGGAUUUCGAUUUAGAUGUUGAUUUGCCAGUAGGCAAACUUGUUCCAACAAUUCCAUUACGGCUAAACUAUCUACUGUGGAUUGAAGAUCUGUUUAACUUGAACUUUGACAGUUCCAAAAAGAUAAAAGGAAUCGACAUAGGUAACUAAUUAAAUUAAUACAUUUUUAGUUACACAGAAACCUAUGUUUGAUGUAAUUAUUUUUAUUUCUUACUCUUAUUUCAAUGUGUUACUUACAAAUGUUUUUAUAAACUUUCAACAUACAUUUUUAUUUUAUUUACCUAUAUUCAAUCUUGUGCAAAGUAAUAUAACUUUAUGUUUUGUGCACUUAAUUUAUUAUUUUCAAUUGAUACACAGGUAGGAACCUUAAGUUUGUUUAAAACUUUUAUACCUACCUAAUACAAUACAUUUGCUUUAUCUACCUAAGAAGUUUUAGUUUGAGUAUCUUUAAAGGAAGUUAUUUCUUCAUGUUAAUGUUCUAUGAUUGAUGUAUUUGUAUAUAUUUAUAUUGUAUUUAGUUAAAUUUAACGAUGUUAAUGUUUAUUAAAGAUGUAUUACCUAUUUAAUAAGGUGUAGUAACUAAGUUUUUUAAUUUAGACAAUUGUACACUACUCUAACGAUCAUAUUAUUUGCAUUUAAAUGGGCAUCUUGGCCAUCCAAAUAAAUAAAUUUAAUAAAAAUAAAAGGAAAAUUGAUGUAGAUUUAAUAUUGGGCACUUAUAUUUUUUAGUUCACAUCAAUUAAUAUUUGUUUUAAAUUUCAGUCCAACAAUUGGCACUUUUAAACAAUUUUGAUAUUUAUCUAUUAUCUAAAAAACUAUUUUUAAGUCGUGCGGGAUCAACAUAAUUAUUUAUUAUAAAUUAAUAAUAACGGAUACACAGUAAAAACUGUUUAUAUUGUCAUUCAAGGGACUAUUUAAAAUUAAGAAUAACAGAUAGAUCACUUAUUGUUUUAUAAGACGCCACUGCCCAAAAAUUAUUUAGUUAAACAAAAAAUAAAUUACUCUAUACAGAUUACUGUAAAUCCAUUGUAUUAAUAUCUAAAGAUUAAGUACCAAAUUUGGUAAAGAUCCGAUAAAAAGUUUUCUUUUUAAAUUGUGUAUUAUAUUUUAAUAAUCAUAUUCUAAAUUGCCAACUUUACGUUAAUAAACCAUCAAUAAUUUGUUGGGAGAAUUGUUAAUUUAUUAAAAGAAAAUACUAUUUAUAAAAUUUAAUAUCUUUUAGGUACUGGUGCAUCAUGUAUUUAUCCAUUGCUAGCAGCAAAAAAAUUUCAGUGGUCCAUGGUCGGUACUGAUAUCAACAAAGAAUCUAUUAAAAAUGCAAAUGGAAACGUAAAAAAAAAUAAUUUACAACAUUUAAUUCAAGGUAAGUAUAAUUUUAAAUUGCAAUUAAAACAUAAUACAAUUAUUUGAAAUUAAAUUUAUUUCAUUUUAAGUUUUGGAAGUAUCAGAAUGGGACAGAUUAUUACCUGUAACAGAAAAUGAACAUUAUGAUUUUUGUAUGUGCAAUCCACCCUUUCAUAAUUAUUCUGAAUUGAAUUCGUCUGAUGAAGAAACAGACUGUGCAAAAGGAGUAACUUGUGAAUUGUAUACUGAUGGAGGUGAAGUUGAUUUUGUAAAGAAAAUUAUUGGAGAAAGUCAAAGGUUAAAAAAUUCAAUAAGGUAACAAUAAAAUAUUGAAUACUAUUUUAUUAGAGCGAAAUCUAUUUAAUAUGGAAAUCAUAUAUAUCAAUAUUAUCAUCUUUUGGAAUUUUUUAUAUGGAUUAUGGGAUUGUAUAUUUAGGGUAAACAAUUGUCAUUUAUAGACAAAUAUGCCAGCUUGCAUUUUAAAUCAUUUUUGUAAUGCCGAUAUAAUUAUUAUAAAAAUUAUUAAAUUUUUUAUUUGUUAAUUAAUUUAAUCAAAUUAUUAAACUGCAUGCUAUAUGGUUCAUAAUUUAAAAUAAUGGUAUAGGUGCAAUUUAGCUUCCAAGUGAUUUUAUAAAAAAAAUUUUAAAUUUAUGUUUUUGCAUACUUAAUUUAAUGGUUGUUUCAAAGAGUCUCUUAAACUCCCCUCGGAAGUUAUUGUCGAAAAUUUCAAAAUGUUUGAUUUCCAAAAAUUAAUUUUCAUUUUGUAAAUAAUAACAAAAAUUUGCUUAGGAGCUAAACUGCAUUCGUUCCAAAAUAAUUUAUUUUUAGUACGACCAUCAAUUAAUAACAAACUAAUUAUUUUACUACUUUCAUAAUUUAUAUUUUGAAAUUACCUUUAUAAGUCUUAAAAUAUUAUUAUUCGGAUUAUGCAUGAAGUUUAUUAUGUUUAAAUGUAAUUUUCUCAAGUGCCGCCUAUAAGUAUAGGAGAAAAAUUCUAAACAUUAAUGUAAUAAAUAAAUAAAAAUGUUAAAUAUUCAAAAAACUUUUUAUCUUUAUACAUUACAAUUUAUUUAAUAAUAAUUAUAAUUAACUAUGGUCUACUACAAACAUAGAAUAACUACAAAGAGUUUAAAAUACUGUACUAUUAUAUUUUGCUUAAUUAAUAGUUGAACAAAUGUUAUGGGUUAAAAUAUUAAAUAAUAUGCUAAGAUUAAAUUUAAUUAAGUUUAAUAUUUAUUAUAUAGCAUAAUAGUAUUGUUAGUAAUAGAUAUUAACUUCAACAGCAAUAAAAUAUUAUUAAACCUGAAUGUUAUUGUUCUUAUAAAAAAACUUGAAGACUACUGAUUUUUAAUAUUUUUAUAUUAUUAACCCAUAAAUUUAUUAUCAACGAAAAAAAAUUUACUUUUCAUAAAUGUUAAUGAUUUCUGUAUUGACACAGAUUUUACUGCAUUUAUAUAUAUGUUUGUUGUAACUUCUUUAAUUGUUAAUUUUUUUCAGUGUUUAUACAACAAUGAUUGGUUAUAAAUCAUCAUUAGGUCCUCUUAAAAAUGAAUUGAAAACUAUUGGUGCAUGUGCAGUUGCGGAAGCUGGUUUCUUCCAAGGUCGAACAACACGUUGGGGAAUCGCUUGGACAUUUGAGACAGACAUAAAAUUAAAAGAUUUUAUGCCUAAUAAAGAAAUAGAAACUCAAAAGUUGAAAUUAAAACCUCCUGUAUGUUUUGCUAUUUCAGAGUCGUACGACUCUACAACUGCCCUGGCCAAAUUAACAGAACUAUUAACUUAUCUUAAGGUAAUUUCAAAAUAUUUUAUUAAUGAAAAUAGUUUUAAAUUAUUUUAUUUUGUUUAAACUUAGUUGUCUAUCUCAAUGUUAAAAUCAAAAACUGAUGAAAAUGUUUUAUACCAAGCUGAUGUUAAAGCCUAUGAAAACACAUGGACUCAUCAAAGACGGAAAAGACGUAAAGAACAAAGAAUAGCUGAUAACAAGCGUCAAAAGAUGAGUGAUAAUUUACAUAAUGAUGAACCAGAUAUGGAGGAGCAAUUGAUCACUGCAAAUGCCGAACCAUUAUUUGCUGCUACAAUAGUAUUAAGAAAAACAAAUAAUACUAUUUGGAUCGAUAUGUUACAUCUAGAUGGCAAUAGAAAUAAUUCAUACCAAGUUUUUCAGUUCUUCAAGAACAGAUUUGUAUAAUGUAAGAUUUAAAUAAAAUACACAUAUAUAUGUAAUACGUAAAUAGAUUUAAUGUGAAUAAUAUAAUAGUUUGGUGUAUAAUAUAAAAAUUAUAUGAUACAAUACAAUUUAAAUUGGUAUAGUAUUUUUUAAAAGAAAAAUAUGUUACAUAAAUAAACUAAAACAUUAAUUUGACUUAACAGCUAUAAGAAUAAAUACAAACAGUCCACGCAUAUUGUAUUUAACCAAUUGCGAUUAAAUUACUAUAAAAAAACAAAAUAUGAACACUUGUCUUUUCAUACACAUUUUACGAGAUCAUAUUAUGUAGAGUUUAUACAUUUGAAAUACAUUUUUAGACUGCUACUAUUUUGCUAGGAUCUACUUUGAUGCGUAAAAACACUGUAUCAUCUUUAAUAAACUGUCUUUUUUUCAGUAGCGUUUCAUGCGAUACAAACUUUGGGAAACCGAAUCCAAGACUAUCUGGCUGAGUGCUUGGUCGUUGGAAAUUCUCCCAAGAAGGAUCAGGCACAAAGCUCUCAACUAUGUUGCAUGGCUAAGGACCGACAAACAAAGGUAGUUAAAAUAUUUAUCUUAUAAUUUAUUGCAUAUGUGUUAAAAAAAUAACCAUUAGAAUAAUAUAUUUGCACAUUACAAUGCAAAUUUAAAUUGCCUAUUUGUUUUGUUAUCUUUUUUUUUAUUUUACUGUGUUAUUGUUUUUAAUUUUGACUGAAAGUUAUAUUUAUAUUAAUUAUUUAUAAGAUUUUGUCAACAUUUAUUUGGAGUGUAUUUUAAUUGACAUUAAUUUGUCAUGUUCUUAUCUAAAAUAUAUUUAAACUAUGAUAUACAUUUUAGAUAAUUCUGUUGCAUUUGUUUUCAAAUUAGUAAAUAAAAUAUUAAAAUGUAAUGUGCAAAUAUAUACUAACUAUUAGCUUAGGUUAAUAAAUUUGUACAAUAUUACUAAAUUACACACCUUUUCACUUUGGUCAAACAAUGUGAAUGCCACAGAGUGUGAAAAUGGCCACUUGAGUAAAGCAUCAAAUUCACCCGGUAGUAUUUUUAUAUAAACAGAUACAUGUGUAUUUUCACCAGACCCAUUGCCGUUCAAAAACACCGAUGCUUGCAACUUGUACCCAAACUGGCUGGUAUAGAACGGCGAACUGAUGAGUUCUAAGCCAUCACCACAUAAUUUGUGCCGACCCUCUUCAAGUUUUUCCAAUACGUCCCCAAUUUUCCAAAUCAAAGUACCUUUAAUUGGUUCAAUUUGUUUAUAAAAAAAAAAUUGGAACUUUAUUUUUAUAUACAGUUUAAAAAAUUGUUAUGUAAUUUACCUGACUGAUUAACAGCUAAGUUAUUAAUCACUUUUUUCAUAGAUACAAUUUGCUGUUGCUGUUUGGUGACCACUGAACACAUUAAUGUUAAAUGCUGUUGGCUUGCGUCUUCCAUGUGUGUAUCCAUUUGCUUUCCUCUUAAACCCUGCACAUAAAAAUAUGAAAUUAAUUGAGAUAUUUUUUAAAAAUUUAAAAAUGUACCUUGAAUCGACAACCAACAUCUUUAAAGCUACAAGAUGUUAACAUCGAAUGACAUGUAUUUUUUAUGUGGUGUUCUAAGUCCUCACGUGCAACAGUGACAAUUUCACAUCUAUUGGGACAAGUUAGAGGGAAACGUGGGCAUGAUGAUGAAUGCGAGUUAAUAGUAUCAGCUACAAAUUGCCUACCACAGUGACGACAGGGUACCAAUCUUUUUGAACAUUCGGUGACCUAAUUAACAGAUUUGUUUGUAAUUAAAUUUGUCCUCAAUAUUAUAAUAAUUAUAAAAUAGUGUACCUUGUGCUUAGCUAACAUCCGUCUUGGGAUUUUUACACCACAUUUUGCUUCACAAUGGAUUGGUUCAACUGGGCAUGUUCUACUAUGCUCUUCACUAGCGGCCUCCCCUUUCAUUUCACCAUUGCAAUAUUCACAUUUGAUGAUACGUUCAAUACAAGUAUAUUUCACAUGAUCAUCCAUUAGAAUCCUGGCGAUUUGAGCUCCACAAUGAUUGGUGCAAGGUAAAGCAUCAUAUUUACAUGUUUGCAAGUGUCCCUGUUG